CCGUGAUUUCAAAAAUCCAGCUUGGCAAUGUUGAAGGAGGUGGUCCUGGUAUUGGCCACGGCCGCAACAACCUGCGUGGCCUACGUCAUUCUACGGGAGAUACUUGUCCCUGGCACCUAUGAGCCAAAGAAAAGCAAGCAGGAGCGGCGACAGGAGCGCAAUGAACGCCGACGGACUCGCAUCGACGAACGCAGGAAGCAAAAACAGAUGCAAGCCAAGGCGGAGCGGCAACAUCGAUGGGAGAUCGAGGCUGCAUUGCAUCCGAUCGACCAAGAGGAGAAACAACGGCUGUACGACGCCAAGAUGGUCGUAAAGAAGCAGCAGCAAGCGCAGCUCGAGGAGCGAUUGAACAUGGCAAUGGCUAUUGGACUCCGCGUUGUCGUGGACCUCGACUUUCUCAACGUCCAAACCAUUCGGGAGCGGAACAGUGUCUUCAAGCAAAUCGCGACCAUCUACGGAACGAUGAAGAAGAGCUCGUUCUCGAACCUGCUGUCGUUGCAUCUUGCCUCAUACGGCGGCGACGUCGCGACGUUCUGUGACCAAAAAGGAGCUCAAUCGUGGAAGGUCACCCGCCACGACCAGCCAGUGCACGACCUCUUCCAGAACGACAAUGUCGUCUUCUUGUCCCCAGAUGCCCCCACCGCGCUCACUGCCGUCGACCCCGACACCGUGUACGUCGUCGGGGGUAUCGUCGACCGCACUGUGCGCAAGAGUCAAUCGCUGGCCAAAGCGCAUGGGUCGGCCAUCCGCACCGCUCGACUGCCUGUCCAAGAGCACCUUCGGGUCAAGUCGCAUGUCCUCAACAUCGACACGGUGGUUCUCGCGCUUCUGGAAGUCCACAACCACGGCGAUUGGAAGCGCGCGUUCGAGUCGGUCUUGCCCAAACGGCUGCUGCGUCCGGACGAGUCCCAAUAAUAAAAUGCAACUAACUCCAUUCGCAA
Aphanomyces astaci is the source of this 941-nucleotide messenger RNA. RefSeq lists its product as hypothetical. The record is from RefSeq and is a predicted model, not a curated record. Bases 28 to 915 code for a protein of 295 amino acids. NCBI's taxonomy places the organism in Eukaryota, Oomycota, Saprolegniomycetes, Saprolegniales, Verrucalvaceae. Gene Ontology annotation, molecular function: tRNA binding. The transcript is spliced from 5 exons. Gene Ontology annotation, biological process: tRNA N1-guanine methylation. Gene Ontology annotation, cellular component: nucleus.